Molecule: messenger RNA, 743 nt
Organism: Coccinella septempunctata (seven-spotted ladybird)
Lineage: Eukaryota; Metazoa; Arthropoda; Insecta; Coleoptera; Coccinellidae
Exons: 3
Coding region: 282-743 (153 amino acids)
Source: RefSeq, a predicted model, not a curated record
UCAUUAAAAAAAAAGAAGAAACAAUAAGUAUGGGAACAAAUUAUCAGAAAAGUUAAACUUGCAAAAUUAAGAUACGCUAGCGCAUCUGACAAGUGAUUCCUUUACUAACAGUACAGUCAUAGAAGAGAAGGGGUAACUACCACUCCGAAAGGCUGGCAGGUAGAAAAAGUAAAUUAGAUAGGGGUAGCUUUCUCAUUUUAUACCGAUACUUUGAAGAGUAAAGUGCUUGUCUCAUUGUCAAAUUUGAAGUUUCGUGUUGUGUUUUGUGCAUAUAUCUGAAAAUGACGACCAAAAUCUCGAAGAAGAAUGGGAUCAGCAAACCGAAAAUUUCCAUUAAUUUAACAAAGGUGGCAAUUUCCACUUUAGAAACCUUAAAAGCAGGAAAUUUGAGAAAUGUGGUUGUUGUCGGAAACUUCAUUGAAAAUAAGGCGAGUCUGCUGAAAGAGCUAAAAAAUUUAUCAAGCCCACCGAACAGUUCAGCAACGAAGAAAAAGUCUCCAGGCCUUCUCAAAGAAAAACUGGAGAAGGCAUCACGUAUGAAGAGUAUUUUAGAAGAGGCUGUACAAGGGGAUGCAGAAAAAGCGCAUAACGAAUUGUCAGAAUUAUGUGAAGAGAGGAAGAAACAAGUUGAAUUCAGGCAUCACAAUUUUAUAUCCACUACUUCUCCCCUUGCUGCGUCUACUUAUAAUUGCCCAAAUCGCAGAAGAAAAGGAAAGAAGAAGCACAGAAAAAAUAGACACUGA